Messenger RNA from Myripristis murdjan (pinecone soldierfish), 3465 nucleotides. RefSeq names its product NIM1 serine/threonine protein kinase a (gene nim1ka). The record is from RefSeq and is a predicted model, not a curated record. Gene Ontology annotation, biological process: microtubule cytoskeleton organization; protein phosphorylation; intracellular signal transduction. The coding region runs from base 743 to 2176 and encodes 477 amino acids. Gene Ontology annotation, molecular function: ATP binding; tau-protein kinase activity. Lineage: Eukaryota; Metazoa; Chordata; Actinopteri; Holocentriformes; Holocentridae. The transcript has 7 exons. Gene Ontology annotation, cellular component: cytoplasm.
GAGCAGCCGAGACGGAGCGCUCAAUGUCACCUGGCACCGGCGAAUAUGUUUUUACCGCUAAAUCAAUAAACAGCUUGUCGUCGGGGGCGCUCAGAGCGAUUCAACAAGGGUGGCUCACUAAAUGUUCCAUGGCUGUACCCUAACUGCAUCAUUUGCUGGACCUCUUUCCUCCCCCCUCCUCCUCCUUCUUCUCCUUCUCCACCUCCCCUCUCCUGCUCCCUGACCCUCCUCCUCGACCUGGAGCCUAUUUAUACCCUGGAGACUCAGAGAGCCCAUUAAAGCUCUGCGGAUCUCUGAUGAGAGAGCCAACUGUGAGUGCAUCUCUGAUCACACAGAGUCCAGCCACUCUCCAAUCUGCUCCCCUUUUCCAACGGCUACAACCCCAAAAAAGUAAGGGCGCAGCCAGCAGCCACGUUUAAAGACAACAAGACGACUCCCUCCAGGCGCAGGUGACAAACUGCCCUUUUCCCCAUCCUACUGUCUGCAGCUGCAGCAGAUCUUGGACAGUCUAGAUACAGCUUGUGCCUGAGUGGAUAGACUGGAGAUUCGGCCCUGUUUAGUUGAAAUACAGCAAGUCGCUCAUACAGUUAAUAUAUCGACGAAGACAUCAAACCAGAUAUGAAACUUGGAGGGGGUCACUGAAAUUAUUCACAUCCUGAAUGGCUGAUAUACAUGAAGCACAGCUCCUCCACCAGUUCCAGCCAUGAGCUAAGCCCGCUCCACCCUGGGCGUCCUGUGCAGGAUGACUGCUGUGUGCCCCUCGGAGAACAGCCCCGAUGCGGCUGGAGGUGGGGCUGCCACAGCAGGCUCCAGGGGCUCAGGAGCAGCAGGCAUGACCGGGAGCAGCUCGGUGUCUGGGGCUGGGACCGGGGACUCCAGUUCGGGUGGGGGUAUAGUUGGUGGUAGCGGAGGACAGAGGUACACCCGCUGGAGCCGUCAGGACAGCUCAGACAUCAACACAGACGAUGAGGGAGCAUCGAUCCGCCGUCUCACUCCACUGGAAAAGCUGAACCUGGAUAUGUGUCAGGAUGAAAUGGUUGUCCGUGAGCUAACAGUCGGCAGAAGAAUUGGCUUUUAUAAAAUUCGAGGGGAAAUCGGCUGUGGAAACUUCUCCCAUGUCAAGCUAGGAAUUCACGCCCUCACCAAAGACAAAGUGGCCAUAAAAAUCCUAGACAAGACCAAGCUGGAUCAGAAGACUCAGAGACUGCUGUCCAGGGAGAUCUCCAGCAUGGAGAAACUGCACCACCCCAACAUCAUACGUCUCUAUGAGGUGGUGGAGACGCUGUCACGGUUACAUCUGGUGAUGGAGUAUGCAGGGGGUGGGGAGCUCUACACUAAGAUUACAACCGAGGGGAAACUCUCCGACAUUGACAGCAAGAUUGUCUUCUCUCAGAUCCUCUCCGCUGUCAAGCACAUGCAUGACAACAACAUUAUCCACCGCGACCUGAAGGCAGAGAACGUCUUCUACACCUGCAGCACCUGUGUCAAGGUGGGUGACUUUGGCUUCAGCACCUUGAGCCGCCGCGACGAGACGCUCAACACGUUCUGCGGCUCCCCGCCUUACGCUGCGCCUGAGCUCUUCCGAGAUGAGCAUUACCUGGGCGUCUUUGUGGACAUCUGGGCCCUGGGGGUGAUGCUGUUCUUUAUGGUGACUGGCACCAUGCCGUUCAGGGCAGACACCGUGGCCAAGCUGAAGCGCUGCAUCCUGGAAGGGGCCUACGUUCUACCGUCGUGGGUGCCAGAGCCGUGCCAGAGGCUGAUCAGGGGGAUCCUCCAGCCCCUGCCGUCGGACCGCUGCAGCGUGGAGCAAAUGAUGGGCUGUGAGUGGCUGCUCCCGGUGGACUUCCCGCGGGCCAUGGAUCCCUUCAAACUAGACCCAUCCCAUCUAGCGGAGAGCACGCCUUCUGAGCUGGAGGAGGAUGAGCUCGAGGUAAAAGGAGCACUGGAGAUGCUGGGGAUCACCUCCGAACACAUCCUCAACAACCAGGGUAAAGACUGCAGGAGCUCCAUCACAGGGGUCUACAGGAUCCUGCUGCACCGUGCUCACAAGAGACGGGCUGUCGAGAGCAUGCCUGUGGUCACACAUGUAGCUGGGACAAGUGUGUCAAGCAAGAAGGAACGUCUAAAGGUGUAUCGUAGUUUGCGGCACACAUCCAAACUCUGUGUAAUUCUGUGACAAAUAGCUCCGCCUCGCUCUGAAAAUAAAUAAACAUUACAGUCCAAGAUGAGAUUGCAUGAAUUGAGCCAGACUUCGUUAUUGGAAGUUUUUAAAAAAAGUGCUUUUUAGUCCAGCAGUAAGUUGAAAUUGUGGUUUGUGAAGCCAAUCACCUCUUGAAGUCUGGAUUUACUUACUUUAGUGUUUUUCUUCUAAAUUAAAUCAAUCUCUGUGAGAAUGUUGCUACCAGCAGAUCAUGAUUGUCUCCUCUUUUUGAUGUGGACCUGGACUCAAAUGGAUGAACCAUGAUAUAUCAAUUUAAACUGAGUUAUUUAUAGGCUGUUACAAUGAUUAGAUGACAUAACCCACAGAUGAGGUUGCAUUGUAUCACUGUACAUGGGUCAUGCUGCAAGACACCCAGCUGUCUAAUUUCUAUGGUCAGUUUAGCUCUAACAUAAAGAGGGGAAAUGUCUGCACACAUUAUAUUUGCCGUACUUUAUUGUCCCCUGGUUGCAAACACAACAUUUCGCUCUGGAAGGGCUUCAUCUGGUACGAAUCUGUUUGUAAAAAGAGGAGAAUAAAGCACAAGAAUAUAAUACACUGUGUGCGCACAUUACUCAUCUUUGCCUUGUCUUUUUUUUUUUUUUUUUUUUUUUUUUUUGGUCCAGCACCAUUAAAAAAAAAAAAAAAAAAAAAAUGGGAUGUGCAUAGACAACCUGUUCUGACCUUUUGCUAUAACACCAUAAAAGCCUAUGAAAUAUCAAUGUAGCACUCUUAAAAGCAGAAAGAGCUUAAAAUUCCAAUUAUUGUGCUGAGGCAAUAACCAACAAGGUGAAGAAAUAUGAAGUCAAGACACAGACUGCCUUGUCUUUAAUGUUUAAUUGCACUUUUCUUGGAUGCCUUAGUUUUCUUCUCUGUUGUGUUGGCUGGUGUCAUCUCAUGAUUAAUGUACAUCCUAAUGAACAGAUGUACCACAGAGAUAAUAUACAGCAUAUUAUCUGAUUUAUCUCUAUGAGAUGUUCCUGUUGUUUGAAUGGUUGGCCCUGCCCUGGCUCAGCAAUGCUGAAUGGCCCUUAGUUUUUCCUGGUUCCAAAAAAAUAAAUAAAUAAAAAAAAAAGCCAAUAAAUGACAUUAAGCUAUCAAUACCACCCACCAAAGCUAUCAGUUGUUGAUGUGGCAAAACAGUCUUAAGCAGCCUAUUUUGUUAUGAGUUAUUGACUCAUUAGACUUUGUAAUUGGGCUUAUAUUGUCAUCUGAUGCCAUAUUCAUGCUGCCUAUGUAGUAAUUGAAAUAAACCAGUUUGAAACACA